AUGGACCCCCGACAACGUGAACAGAAGCGACCGGCGUACGAGGCGCAGGAUUUCGUGGCCGUCAUCCUCGUCGGGAAAGGCGAAAACCUCUUCCCGUUCAAUGAGGGGGCGCGGGGAGCUAGCGUGCUCCCCAAAGCACUCAUGCCAGUCGGUAAUAAGCCCGUGAUCAAUAUCGUGCUCGACUGGGUGUUUGCCGCGGGUUUGACUGACGUCCUGGUCAUCGUGCCGCCCGAAGCAGCCGCCGCCAUCUCCGAGUACUUGACCGAGUACCUCCAGCUCGAGUUUUCCAGUUCGUCGCACAAGCGCGAGCCGCGUAUCACUGUCAAGACGUACGACGAGGGCGAAGGUAACGAUGAAGACUUUGAUGACCGGAGCGGCACCGCGCGUAUUCUGAAGCGUUUCCGCGCCUUGAUCAAGACCGACUUUGUCCUCCUUCCCUGCGACAUCUCCUUCCCCCCCAGCCUGACCCUCUCGUCCAUUCUCGACAGGCACCGCGCGACUCCCGAUGCAGUCCUCACUUCUGUGUUGUACGAGGCACCGGAAUCGGUGCGCGAGAGCGAGGAGAAGAUGAUUGUGGCUAUGGACAAGGGAACGAACGAACUGCUCCAAAUCUCACCUGUUGACGAUCUGGAGAACAACGACCUCGAGAUGCGCAUGGCGCUCAUCUCGGCACACCCCACCCUGUCGCUCUCAACCCGCCUCCUCGACGCACAUGUGUACGUGUUCCGCCGGACGGUGCUUGACCUCCUGUCUACCCGCCGCGAUCGCGACCUCACCUCUGUGCGCGAACAGUUCGUCCCCUGGCUGCUCAAGGGCGCGUGGCAGUCGGGGCUGGCUGAGAAAUGGUCCCCUAUCCUCAAUCCUCCCCGCCGGGAUCCGUUGGCCGCCGCGCUCGCCCGCAGCACGGCCACUACCUUCCGCGAAGGGAUUGCCCUCCAGGCUGCCGCCGUUCCCGAUAGCGAAACCGCGACGCCAGCCGAGAGCGCAGGGGAAGAGCUGCUGGCUUUCAAGAACAAGGUCGGGCGGACGGGCAAGAGCGCGCGCGCACACUCCAAGCCUGCCGGAUGGAGCUGUCGCAUGAUUGUUGUCAAGCCCGACGUUCCCGAGGUCGAGGAGAAGAAGGGCAAGGGCGGCAAGGCGCCCGCAGGACCCGAGCCGGAAUACAUUGUGCGCGCGAACAAUAUCGCCGGGUACUGGGAGAUGAACCGGCACCUCGUCAAGACGCUUGGUGCUGCCAAUGCCGCUGCUGGCGUGCCAAAGGUGGACAAUGAGGAUGCGAUUGCUGCGUCGGCGCAGAUCUCGCCCGAUUCGCUCAUUGGUGAGGGCGUGCGUGUUGGCGAGCGCGCCAGCAUCAAGAAGUGCAUCGUUGGCCGGCACUGCGUUAUUGGCAAGAAUGCCAAGCUUACCGGUUGUGUGCUUUGGGAUUUCUGUGUGGUUGAGGAGGGCGCGCGCGUCGAGAAUGCGGUGCUCGCCAACAAUGUGCGCGUGGGUGAGAAGGCGCAGAUCAAGGACUGCGAGUUUGGUCCGGGAUUCGAGGCCAUGCCGGGUGCAGUCAUCAAGGGUGAGCGCAUGGUUGCGGGCCAGGAGGCUUAG
Messenger RNA from Cutaneotrichosporon cavernicola, 1593 nucleotides. RefSeq lists its product as uncharacterized. Lineage: Eukaryota; Fungi; Basidiomycota; Tremellomycetes; Trichosporonales; Trichosporonaceae. The transcript is spliced from 4 exons. The record is from RefSeq and is a predicted model, not a curated record. Gene Ontology annotation, biological process: biosynthetic process; cytoplasmic translational initiation. Gene Ontology annotation, cellular component: eukaryotic translation initiation factor 2B complex; guanyl-nucleotide exchange factor complex. Bases 1 to 1593 code for a protein of 530 amino acids. Gene Ontology annotation, molecular function: translation initiation factor activity; guanyl-nucleotide exchange factor activity.